CCAGCACUCCCUUCCCAGAAGCUUGGCAGAAGCACCCUUUGGGUCAGUGGCAGAGACGGCAGCCCGCAUCCCACCGGCCUUCUCCUGCCCUGGAAGAUGGUGAAGUACGGCCUCAACUACACACGGUGCCGAUGGAUCCUACCCCUGCUCCUGGGCAUAGGAGUCAUAUUUGGUAUCAUUGCACUGGCAGGCAGGGGCUGGCUGGAGUCUCAGACCUUGCCCUACGUGCACCAAGCAUCGCUAUGGGAAAGCUGCAGGAGGCUUGAGCAGGGUGGGGACUGGAGCUGCGAGUCCCUGAUGGGUUAUGCUUGGGGAAGAGCUGCUGCUGCCACAUACUUGGUUGGCUUUUUACUUCUAGUCAUCUGUUUUGCUCUGGCCAUCAUAGCAUUUGCCAUUGACACACUCCGGUUCAACUUCAUACGAGGGAUUGGAGGCUUGCUGUUUGUUGCUGCUGUGUUCUCCAUCAUGGGCCUGGUGAUUUAUCCAGUAAAGUUCUCAAGUGAAAUUGAAAUGACAGGAAUCAAUAUGUUCAGCUGGGCCUAUGGAUUUGGCUGGACCACUGCCAUUAUGGAAAUAUGCUUGGGAUUCUUCUUCUGCUGCCUUCCUAACUAUGAAGACCAGAUUUUGGGUAAUGUGAAGCCCACAUAUUUUUACUCUUCCCCAUAAGCACCAGGAAAAAAUGCAUUCAUAUUUCAGAUACAUAUGACAGACCAGUGACAUUUUCCAGGAUAUUGUUAUUGGAUGUUAGUAGACAAGGCUGGAAACUUUUCAAAUGUAUGUAGAAAAACGGUACUGACAUUCUGCAAUAAAGUUAUCU
This is a messenger RNA of Calypte anna (Anna's hummingbird), 817 nucleotides long. RefSeq names its product p53 apoptosis effector related to PMP-22. Gene Ontology annotation, cellular component: cell-cell junction; membrane. Gene Ontology annotation, biological process: cell-cell adhesion. NCBI's taxonomy places the organism in Eukaryota, Metazoa, Chordata, Aves, Apodiformes, Trochilidae. Bases 97 to 666 code for a protein of 189 amino acids. The transcript has 3 exons. The record is from RefSeq and is a predicted model, not a curated record.